GUCGCAAGCGCGUUUUUUGGGGUUUUACCGUCGAUUUUACAAUGAGGGCGUUAAUACUAAUCGGGGGUUUCGGAACGCGGUUAAGGCCACUUACUCUAAGUGUGCUUAAACCACUGAUCGAGUUUUGUAACAGACCUAUGUUAAUGCAUCAAAUUGAGGCACUGGCUCAUGUCGGAAUUAAAACAAUUAUACUUGCUAUUAACGAAGAAGCCGCUUGCUUGGAAAGUGAAAUUCGAAGAAUGUGCAAGAUGGUUACGAAAAGAUUAAACGUUAAUGUUAUAUUUUCUUAUGAAUCUGAUCACCUUGGAACUGCUGGUCCUUUGGCUAAUGCUGCGCAUUUACUAAACGAUUCUGAAGAACCUUUUUUUGUUCUCAAUAGCGACAUCGUUUGUAAAUAUCCCUUCGAGAAACUAAUGGAAUUCCACAAGUCUCAUGGUCGCGAAGGCACGAUGGCAGUUACCAAAGUGAAAGAGCCAGGACGAUUCGGUGCUGUAGUAUUUAAUGAUCAAUCGGGUGCUGUCCAAAGAUUUGUUGAAAAAUCUCCUGAUUUCAUUGCCAAUAAGGUUAAUGCCGGUCUUUAUGUAUUUAAUCCUUCUAUCCUCAAAAGGAUCGAGUGUAAACCUAUGUCACUUGAAGUGGAUAUAUUCCCCAGAAUGGUUGAUGAUGGAAUUUGGAUGGAUAUUGGUCGGCCUGAGGAUUUCCUUUUAGGUACUCAUAUGUAUCUAGAGUAUUUGAGAGUUAACGGAAAUCUUGAGCACCGUGACCCUCCCGAGUUCCUUGGAAAUGUUCUCAUACAUCCCUCCGUUAAAAUUGGAUCGGAAUGCGUGAUAGGCCCGGACGUAACUCUUGGACCUGGUGUUUGUAUAGAAGACGGAGUUCGGAUACAAGACUCAGCAAUUCUUAGUGGAGCGAUUAUUCGAUCCCAUUCCUGGUUAGAUGGGAGCAUUGUUGGCUGGAAUUCGGAUGUGGGACGUUGGACGCGUUUGGAAAAUGGAACAGUUCUGGGCGAGCGCGUUCGAGUGAAUGAUGAAGUCUACCUCAACGGAGUCCUGGUGCUUCCUCACAACCUUGUAACCACCUCAGUUCAUGAACCAUCAGUCAUUCUAUAG
Rodentolepis nana is the source of this 1109-nucleotide messenger RNA. Lineage: Eukaryota; Metazoa; Platyhelminthes; Cestoda; Cyclophyllidea; Hymenolepididae. The record is from the annotation of a GenBank genome assembly.